Episyrphus balteatus (marmalade hoverfly) is the source of this 5956-nucleotide messenger RNA. RefSeq names its product nuclear factor of activated T-cells 5 (gene NFAT). The transcript is spliced from 12 exons. Gene Ontology annotation, biological process: regulation of transcription by RNA polymerase II. The coding region runs from base 575 to 4297 and encodes 1240 amino acids. Gene Ontology annotation, cellular component: transcription regulator complex. NCBI's taxonomy places the organism in Eukaryota, Metazoa, Arthropoda, Insecta, Diptera, Syrphidae. Gene Ontology annotation, molecular function: transcription factor binding; RNA polymerase II cis-regulatory region sequence-specific DNA binding; DNA-binding transcription factor activity, RNA polymerase II-specific. The record is from RefSeq and is a predicted model, not a curated record.
AGGCAAGCUGAAUGCACUUUCACGUUUCACAACAAGAAAAAAAAUAAUAAGAAAAAAAAAAAACCAACACGAAGAGUGAAGUGAAAACUGAAAAAUUUUAUAUCCAGUGUGUGCGGCAACAAGAAAAAAAGGAAAAUUUAAUUUAUAAAUUUCCCUAAAAAAGACAACACAAUUUGUAUUUAUUUAUGUCAAAUAGUGCAAUUUUUGUUUACUUCAAAAAAACAAAAUCAAAAAAUCUAUAACAUAAACAAUUGAUUGAAAAAAAUUACCUUUUUUUAUAAAAAAAAAGUACAUAUAUAACCAACAAAAAAAAAAAGAAAUAUUCUAAAAAUAUUUACACGCAUCAUUAAACGAAUGAUAGAAAGAGAGAGAAAAAAAAGAUAAAACAGAAACAAAUAAAGUAAAAAAAACAACGUGAAAAUAUCGGAUUUUUGAAAUUCCAAAAACAAAAACACCAAAAAAAGUGUUUUCUGAAAUUAAAAAUAAAUCAAUUUUGUUUUCAUUGUGAAAUCCAUUCGAGAAAUCUGUAAAUAAAAAGUUUUUUUUUUGGAAAACAUUUUUUAAACUUGAGAGAAUGCUCCUCAAAUGCUCGAAUGCAAAUAAUAAUGGGGGACGAAGUAACAAGGCAACAGGAGUCUCAAUCGCCGCCAAGGGAGCGGCCACUGUUGCUGGCAAUGUGUCCAACAGUGGCAGCUCCUCCGCGACGGCCACAAACUCCAGCAAUUUGAACUCGACGAACUCAAUCAUCAAUAACAACACUCCGCCGAAUAGCUCCAGCUCUUCGUCGUCGUCGUCGUCGUCCAACAACAGUGGAACAAGUUUGUCAACUGUUGUAGUUGCUCGUGGAACAGGAAUGCGAAUGACAAUGGCCACAGCUUCCACAAUGACACCAAGAGUACAUAGAAAAGGCUUCCGUAUACCAUCAAAAAGACAUCCUGGCAAAGCGUUACCUGGUAAAUUGCAUUCAAUAUCAAGGGUUGGUCCCGGUAAAAUACCACCUGGUAAACGAAUGCAACAAAGACCACAACCACCACCGUGUGAUAAUUCAAAUGACAGUGGAUUUGGCUUUGACCAACAUGUCGAGGUGCAGAACAAUAAUCAACAUAUGAUUAGAUCCAUGCCAGUAUCAAGAUCAACUCGUAACGAUGCUGAGCAGCACGAUGAAAUCGGUACGGAUGACUCUGAUGAAACAUACACAAUCAUACCAAAUCAUCACUCCAUUCAGAAUCGCAUACAAUAUCGAGCCAAACGUAAAAAGAUCGAAAGAGUCGUUGAACUAGAUAAUGAUGAUGCCUGCAGUGAAGAUGCAUUCAUAAGUCGAAUUGCUGCUUCGGCAACUAUAUCAACAACAAUCAAUAAUAAUCAUAAUGCUUAUGUGCCACCACCACAACCUCAACCAACAACAAAAUAUAUUUCAAAUGGUGCCAGAUCAGCACCUCGUGUUGCACACAAACGUCAGCCAGCAGCAUCACUCAAUAAUGUUGCCACAUCAUCAAAUGGUCGUGUGCAAUUGGAAAUAUUGUCACAACCUGAACAACAACAUAGAGCAAGAUAUCAAACAGAAGGAAGCCGGGGUGCUGUGAAAGAUCGCAGUGGAAAUGGUUUUCCAAUUGUUCGAAUGGUUGGCUAUAAUAAACCAGCAUUGUUGCAAGUAUUUAUUGGAACAGAUAUUGGUCGUGUAGCGCCACAUAUGUUUUAUCAAGCAUGCAAGGUAGCCGGGAAGAACUCAACACAGUGCAAUGAGAAGAAAGUCGAUGGUACUAUGAUAAUUGAAAUUGAUUUUAAGCCAGAAUCGGAUAUGACGAUCACAUGUGAUUGUGUUGGAAUUCUAAAGGAACGCAAUGUCGAUGUAGAACAUCGUUUUCCCGAUCAUUUGGCUCAAAAAAGCAAAAAGAAAUCCACCCGCUGCCGUAUGGUAUUUCGCACACAAUUAACCCACGACGAUGGGACAGUAGAAACUCUACAAGUGUGUUCGAAUCCAAUUAUUUGCACCCAACCACCUGGAGUACCAGAGAUAUGUAAGAAAUCCCUAAAUUCUUGCCCAGUAGAUGGAGGUCUUGAAUUAUUUAUUAUUGGAAAGAAUUUCCUUAAAGACACACAUGUAUUAUUUCAAGAGACCCUCGAUGAUAUUAGAACUAAUGAAAUGGUUACAAUUGGUUCAUUAUGGGAGGAAUCAGUUUUACCCGAUAAAGAAUAUUUACAACAGACUCAUUUAAUUUGUACAGUACCACCGUACAUUCAUCAAAACAUCAUGAAACCAGUCACAGUACAACUGUGUAUUAUUUCCAGUGGAAAAAAGAGCGAAUCACACACCUUUACAUACACACCGAAAGGAUCUUAUACUACGCUCUCGGCUGCAACAACGUUAAGUACAUUGCAUGGUUCAAUGUCAGGACAAGAUACUCGUUACAUGGAUACAAAUGUUGUACAGGCAUGCUCGUCGAACGCACCUGGCAAUGCUGGCGUCGUGCAACAAAUGUGGACUGAAACAAAGCAUGAAAUCGAUGCUGAUAUGAUGCCACCACCGGCAAGCACACAAAUACCAAUGAUGGUCCGCCGCCCAUCGUUAACCAAUGCUAUGAUCACCGAUCAAAUGGUGAUCGGUGGAUUAAAGACUGAAAUUCUGGAUGAGAACUCACAGAAUUCCAUUGCGGAUGUUAUGCAAUCCGAAUCAUUGGAUCGUUUUCCUGUCGUACAGGGUGACAAUGGUCUGUUGGUGGAGCAGAAUCCACUGAUAAUGCAUAAUCAGCGCAUGCGCAAGCAAAGCAUUGACAUGCUGGACAUGCAAUCGAUGUCCUUGCUAAACGAAAGCAACAGUUUGCCCAGUUUUCCAUCACAUCAUAGUGAUAUGAAUGCAAUGGCAGCUGCGGCUGCAGUUGAGAUCGCAGUAAAAAAUGAACAAAUUGCCAAGGAAAUUCUCACUGCGGCCGUGGUACAUCAGGGACAGCAGACAGUUGAUAAAUUUUUGUCCAGCCUUAGUCCUGGAAUAGCUGAUUUGAAAACAUCACCGCAAAUGGAACAAAAUUCUAUGUUUGUCACUAACCCGGCUACAGGGGCAGGAGUAAUAUUUCCCCAACAGACCGCCAGUAACCUGGUUAUGGCUACAAAUGCCGUUAACAGUAUCGAUCAAACCUUAAAUAACAUGUUGGCAGCGGCCAGCCACUCUCCAUCGAAUGAUAUGCAAUCGUUGUCGUUGGUUCGUAGCUCGUCGGUGUCGAGUACAUCGUCUUCUUCAUCUUCUUCAUCCUCAUCAUCGCCCAAUAGCUCGCCAAUGACACAUGACAUCAUUUUAAAUUCAGAGCCAGCCGCUGUCAUCACCUCCGUGAAUAUGCAACAGAUGUUGGGUGGCGGCCCCGAUACAGCCGCCCCACCCACAGAUCAUAUCCCAACCGAGAUGAUUCUCAAUUCAAAUAUCUCACCGUCAACUAUUCUUUGCCCACCGAACUCAGUGCCCAAUUUAUUAGUAAAUCAAGUCUCACUUCUCAAUGGAAUCGGGAUGCAACCUCAGUCAUCGCAGGAUUCCCUCUUAAGCACCAUCAUUAUGACACCACCAUCAAAUUCACCGCCAAUUCAGCAACAAACAUCACCCCAACCGCAGCAACAACAAUCGCCGCCACGACAGGUUCCUGUUGUUAAUCCACAAGCAGAUCCUCAAGUAACUGCAACCUCGACAGCAGUGAGUAACAUGAUCAUUAAGGCGGCAGCUGAUUUCAUAUCAAAUCAUGAAAAUAAUCCAGAGUCUACAAUUGAUGCUCUAAUGAGCCUUAACGAUACUCCCAUACAAACUCAAUCGCAGGUAUCUCAAAUGCUUGGCGGUACAACAGUUACCACGAAUACAAUUAUUCCCAAUACCCAGCCGGGAUUGUGUUCGACGGCACAAUUUCUUGCCAAUAGUAGACAUCAUCAAAUGUUGGAAAGCCGACAGCAAGAGACUGUUCCAUUGGUGAAUAUGCUUCUUAAUCAUGACGUGCAGAAUGUUACUGCAACAGAUGCAGCACAGACACAAUAUUUACAGAGUUUGCAAAAAUCUAAUCAAAUGGCUAUGAGCGUUUCACCACAAACAAAUCAGGAAUCUCUCAUUCAAGCAGUAGCACUAGCAGAGAAUGCUCUUCAAAAAAAUAAUGUGGCAGUGGCCCAAAAACAAUUGAAUGGUUUGUUGCCGAAUGUUUCGCUGACGGUACCUCAAACCACAGUACCAAUUCCUGCAACUACAACGGCAAUUCCUCAAGAGUUGACAACAAUGUCAGAUCAAGAUCUGAUAAGUUACAUCAACCCAAGCACCUUUGAUCAGAUCUGAAGAGUCCACUGUUAAACAGAAAUUGGUUUUUAGCAAAUUUAAGUCAUUAUAACAAUUGACCAAAACACCAGAGAAUACAAAAAAAAAAAAUAUUACUACAGGAGCAGCCCACUUUGGAAAGAGCACAUUCUUUUGGGCUCUCACUUUUUCUAUAAAUAAUAAAUUAACGCUCGGAAUAAAUCAAUAUUAAAUUACUCAAAUCGUAAUUAAUGUAUAAGCAAAUAAAACUACAUGGGAACCUAUUUAUUGUUGAGUAAAAUAAAACAAAAAAAAAAGAAAAUUAACCAUCCACCAAGCUUAGAAGAAGAAAAAACAAUUCAAUACAAGUAUUUCUUUUUGUUUAUAUUACAAUAAAUUAAAAUCCUAUACAAAAAUACAAUUAUUAUGCAACUGUAAACAAAAGAUCUGAUAUUCCUUUUUGAGAGUUUUAUUUUUUAACUUUUGUUUUAUUUUUUUUUUAUUAACAAAUUGAACUAAGAAAAGUAAAUCAAUGACUGCCAUAUUAAAAUUUUAAAAAGAAAAGAAACUUAUCACAAAAUAUUUAUUAUUACAUAAUAAACAAAAAAUAUAAAAAGAAACAAAUAUAUUUUAUAAAAUAUACAUUUUCAAGUGUAAUAAAAUUUAUUAAACAGAAAAAAAAAACUGAAAAAAUUAGUCAUUUAAAAAAGAUUUACACGAAAAAGUGUCUUAUAUUAAAAAAAAAAAAAAUACAUAUAUUUAUAACUAGAAAAACAAAAAAAUAUAAAUGUUAAAUGUUUAUAAAUAUUGAAAAAAAAACUGGGCUACGCACACAACAAAUUAGAAUUAAUAAUUGGUUAAUAAAAUCAAUCCAAAUUGAGAGUUUUUUUUUAACAUUAGAUUUUUAUUUAUGUUCAUAUUCCACCUCAUUUGUCGGUAAUUUAUAUAUUUUUUUCCUUUAUUUUUGAAAAACAAGUCUGAUUUUUAUUAAAUUUUUUUGUUCGCUUAAUUAUUAUUUUCUUGUUAUUUCCUUAAGUAAGUUUUUUUUUAUUAUAAAAAAAUAAAAAAAUAUUGUUUCCUUAAAUUAUAAGUUUCUUUUUUAUGUCAAGCAGCUGAAAAUAUAUAAAUACAAAAAAAAAAAAACUGAUUGAAAAAGACUUUUGAAUAUAAUUUUUUCCUGAGUUUUAUCGAGAUAAAUUACAAACUAAAAAUUAAAACAAAAAUUUUAAGCUAAAAUGCAUCAUAAUGCCGUUUAAAAUUAAUUUGAAAAUAUUUUUACACUUUUCUAGUUUUAAGAAAAUCAAAAAAUCAUUAUUUUUCAUUUUUAUUAUUCAUUUACUUUUUUAAAUAAAUAAAAAUAUAUUGUGACUGGUAAAACAAAGUCCCAUCUGGAAUAUUAUUCCCAAAAUCCCAUUUUAAAUGAAAAAAAAAAAAAACAUUUAUUAGGUCUACGUGAUCAAUUAUUGUAAAAUUAGGAUAAUUGCUAUUAUACAAAAAUAAACAUACAAAACAAAAUUUUAAAACUGUUAUAACGUCAUACACUAAGAUUGUAGGAAAACAUUUUUGAAAAAAAAAAUUAAGAUUACAUAAAUAAAAGAAAAAUAUAUUUUAAUGUUAUCAGUUGUUGUAAUUUAUAUAAACUCAUAUUUUAAUGUUAGAAAAGAAAAAAAGAAUAAAAAAUCAUACACAUACAAUACGUAA